GCAACUGAUGCGUGUGAAUACACGUUGGUCUAGUAAAACAGUGCAAAGAUAACUUGUAACAUCAUAUAAUUGAGUGUGUGUUUUUAAAAAUAUGCCUGAUGUGAAAUUGAAUCGUUUCUUGGACUGAGAGGAUAAAAAAAAUAUAUAUAUGUAUAUAAAUGUAUCUGACACACGCAGAAACAGCCAAGAAUAGCCUCGUUAAGUUUGCGGGAACAGAUGAUUAGGCGUCGGCCGACCACUGCCGUCAAAAGCACGACGAAAGCUAAAGAGUUUGCCGGCGGCGGUAAGAGCAGUAAGGCCGGCAAAGGGGAGACGACGGCGCUGAGCCGGAAAGAAAGCGACGAGAGCAGCGAUAGAGAGACGGAGGAAAAUUACAAUCCAGAUGCCUUGGCCAAGCAAAAUUACGAGUUGCGUCAUCGUCUGGAGGAAGAGGCGGCGAGCUACAAGAGGAGACUGGACACGUAUCGGCAAGCACAGCAGCACCAAGCGGCCCUCGUCUCGCGUCUACAGGCCAAAGUACUGCAGUACAAGCAGCGAUGCUCGGAGCUGGAGAGCCAAAUGUCGGCGUCGCUCCCGGCCGAGGGGGAUCGGCUGUUGGCCGGGAGCUCCUACGCGGGGCAGUUACUGUUGCAGCACCAGCUGCGGGAAGAACAGAUCACCGAUCUCGAGACGGCCCUGAGGAAGCUCGCCGAGGAGAGGACCAGGUGCGAAAAACUCGCGGAGCUGAACUCUAGUCUGAAGGACCAGCUGGAGGAGUCCCACCAGACGAACGAGGCCCUGACGAGCGACCUGCAAAAGCUGAGCAGCGAGUGGGACGCGCUGCGGGAGGAGAUGUCGGCCCGCGAGGAGGAGUGGAAGGAGGAGGAGAUGGCCUUCAACGAGUACUGCAGCUCCGAGCACGGCCGGCUGCUCAACCUGUGGCGCGACGUAGUCUCGGUCAAGCGGCUCUUCUCCGAGAUGAAGUUCGCCACGGAGCGCGACCUCGCCAAGAUGCGGGGCCAACUCGACGCCACGCUCGGGGAGACGGUUGCCGCCUGCAGCAGCACGGGCUUCCUCCUCAAGCUCCAGGCGGCAGCUGCCGCGGCCUCCAUCGUGCCCCCCCGAGUCGACGAGACCUCCCGGCCCACCGAGGGGGCCAAGGACCUACAGGAGAGACUCGACGCCGCCCUGGCCGAGGUCCGCGCCAGGGACGAGAGGAUACGCCACCUCGUGGCCGAGGCCCAGAAGCUGGAGGAGAGGUGCUCGGAGUUGGAGGCGAGCGCGAGCCAGAGGCCGAGGCUGCAGGAGGACCUGGACGUGCUGCAGUCGGCCCUGCGGGACAUUGCCCACACGGUGAUACAGGACGCCGAGGCUCGUGACUUCCAGGCGCUCGUGCCCCACGUCCACUUGAGCCCGAGCGUCGUCGUGGCCGGGCCGUCGACCGGCAGCCUCAAACGACGAGCCGCCGGCAACGCGACCCCCGCCUUCGCCGAGAGCACCAUCAGCGCCGUCCAGGCGGCCCUCCACAAGUACCAACUGACUAUUCACGAGCUACAGGUAAAGGUUCAAACGAGCAAGGAGCAGCUGGGAGUGUCGCGCAAGCAGUCCGAGGGACUGGAGGAGCGCGCGGGCGCGCUCGAGGAGCGGCUGGGUCAGCUCGUGGCCGAGUUGGACGGCACGCGGUCGGAGAUCUCGCAGCUGAGCCAGGAGAGGGAGCUGCUGCAAAAGGCCCUGGACGGCUCGAGGGCCGAGAAGCUGGGGGCCGAUAGGAGUAGGCUCGAGUGCGCGGGUAGCCUGGACAGUCUCGGCGCGGAGCGGGACCGGCUGGAAAAGCUCAACGGGAGACUGGAAAAGGCUUGCCGGGGCCUCGAGGACGACAAGUCGUACCUGCAGGGGGAGCUCGAGCGCGUGAGCAAAGAGUGCGGCCUCAGGGAGGGCAGCUUGCGCCUCGAGGAGGAGCGCUCGAGUAGACUGCGCGAGGAACUGCUGGCCGCCCGCGAGGAACUCGACAGGGUCCAAUUGGCCAGGGAGGUGCUGGAACAGCAGGGCUACGAGGGCGAGGGCUACCUGGCACGGGCGGAAAAGGCCCGGGCCGAGCUGGAGGUGGAGCUGGAGAGGGCCCUGCUGGAUGGAUCGGAGCUGCGGGAGGCCCUCGAGAAGGUUCAGGGGGCGCGGUCGAGCGCGGAGCGGGAGGCCGGCCGGCUGCAGGAGGAGCUGAGAGCCGCGACGGAGGAGAGGGUCCAGCUGGGGGGCCAAGUGGCCGACCAACUGAGCGACCUUGCCUCGUUGCGCAAGGAGCUGCUGCAAGCCGAGCAGGCACGGCUGGACUUGGACUCGGAAAAAGUGGUGGCACUCGAGCGGGCGCGCUUCCUCGAGCUCGAGAAGGACAAGCUCGAGAUGGAGCUGGCCCAGGCUAGCCGCGAAAGGGCCGACCUUAGCAACCAGCUCGCCGCUCUGGCGAGGAAGCGCGAGAGCCUAGCUGAGGAGCUCGCCCGAACGAAGCAGCGGCUGGAGCAGGCGAGCGAGAUGAACGCGAGGAUCAACCGGAGCCUCGAGGAUCUCGUGAAGGAAGCCGAGGAGAAGCAGGUGUUGUUGGAAAACGGGGACAAGGAGGCCCAAAGGCUGCAGGAGCUGUUGACGUCGGUGCGGGGCGAGAAGGAGGCGCUGGAGGCCGUGUUGUUCGACGCCCAGGGCAACUUGGAGGCCAGCCACGCGAAGAGGGCCCAGCUGGAGAAGGAGCAGCAGGAGCUGCUGAUCAAGCAGGAGUCCCUGAAGGGCCAGGUGCAGAGGUUGACCAGGGAGGUGGAGAACAGCGAGAAGCACGCGCGGGACGUCAAGCUGAGCCUCACGCAGCUCGCCGAGAAGCAGGAGACCGAGUUCCAGGCCGUGCUCGCGGGCCUCAAGAAGCAGAGCGAGGAGGCCCUCAGGAGGCUUCACGAAGAAAAGGAACAGACGAAGGUGGCGCUGGAAAAGAAGCUGCAGCAAAACCUCUCCCAGCUGGGCCAAGAGAGGAACAACGAAGUGGCCCAGCUGAACCAGAGGAUCGAGGAGCUGCAGCACCACAUCGAGAACAUAUGCCAACAGCACGAGGAGAUCCUCCUCAGAGCGGAGAACGACAAGCAGCAGGCCCUCCUGAUCGCCCACCAAGACCAGCAAGUCCUGGUGGAAAAGCUGGAGAACACGUGCCGGGAGCUGGAGGGGGAGAAGGAGAGCGCCGAGCGGUUCAAGCGGGAGGCGGCGUCGCACGCCGAGCAGGAGCGCAACGGCAUGAACAAAAUGCGCGACGAGCUCAACAGGAUCAAAAGCAAACUGGACGAAGCGAGGAUCCGCGGGGAGGAGGAAAAGCUCAAGCUGGAGCUGAAAAUCGAGGAGGUGAGGAGCGAGAGGGAGAGCGCCCUUAAGGAAAUGGAGGAGCUCCACGUGCAGCUCCACAUAUCGGAGGACAGGGUAGACGAGCUUCACGGGCAGCUUCAGGAGACCAACCGCAAGCUCAAGGAGGCCGAGGUGGCGAUAGAAAAUUCGCGGAAGGAGGUGGUGGACGUGCGCCGGCAGCUGACCGACUCGAACUUCGAGAAGGACAAGUACAGCAACAACAACCGGGAGCUGAGGGAGCGGGUGAAACAGGUCGAGGGGGAGAAGCGGGAGCAGGCGCGCGCCCUCGAGGAGCUCAUGCAGAAGCUCGCGGGCUUCGAGGAGGCAAAGUUGGCGCUGGAAGGGGACAGGAGCCGCCUGCAGAACAACUUGCGCGAAACCGAGAGGGAAGUGCUGCAGUUGCAGCAACAGCUCAGGCUCGCGCAGGAGGAGCUUGAUAAAGCUCAGGGCGCCAAUUCCCUGGCGCAGAGCGCCGAAAAGGAGCUGCAAGCUCGUCUCGCCAGUGAGACCGAGGAGCGGGAGCGUAUGCAGCUCCAGCUGCACCAGAUGAAGAAACAGACGGUGGAUCUGGACAACAACCUUGAGGCGACGCGCCAGGAGCUGGGCAAACUGCGGUCCCACAUGGACGAGGAGGACGAGCGAUCCCGGGGCCGCGAGCAGGAGCUGCACGCCCGGCUGGAGGAGGGCCGUUGCCGCGAGCGCAAACUCGAGGACCACAAGCACAACCUCGAGGUAUGCCUGGCCGACGCGUCGCAACAGCUCCAGGAGCUCAAGGCCCGCCUCGGGGGCUCGGAAGGCCGGGUGCGCGCCCUCGACUCCCAACUGUCGCAAAUGGAGGCCCAAAAGAGGGAGGCCGAGCAAAAGCUCAGCAGCGUCCUCCUCAUACUCAGGAGGAUCGCCGGCGUACAGUUCGACGGCAGCCUCGGCUUGCCCUUCAAGCUCUCGGGACCCGCCAGGCGCUACAGCCCCGUGCGGGUGCCGGAACACUCGGACGGCAACCGCGAGCUCAUCGUCGACGUCGACCCCGAGGCGGUCAGACGGGGCGUCAAGGCCCUCAUGCAACAGGUGGCGCAAAUCGAGCGCGAACGAGACGACUACAAGACCGAGGUGGGCGGCAUGAAGAAGCAGUUGGUCGAGGCCCAAGAGAGCCAGAGCAAGAUCGACGCGAAGCUGAGCAGCGUGCAAAAGAGCCUGCGAAACCUGCAGGACGAGAAGAACGCCCUGGAGGCGAAACUCGGGCAAAAGCAGGCGCUCCUCCAGGGUGAGAUGGAAAAGGUGCAGGAGAAGAGCAGCGAGGUCGAGCGUCUCCGGGAGAGGGUCGCGAGCCUCGAGAUGGCGAUAAGCACCGAGUCCGAGUCCAAGAGCCAGUGCGAAGACAGAGUGGAAAAGCUGAAGCAAGCCAUCGCGAAGCUCGAGAGCGAGAGGCGGAUGCUGAAGGACGAGUUGGGCAAGAGCGAGAACCGGGCCACGCAGAUGGAGGUGCACCGAAUGUCCCUCGAGGGCGACCUCCAGAGGCUGCAGAUGAUCAUACAGGAGAAGGACGCGAGCGGCCAGAAAGUGCAAGAGCGUUGCGAGGCGCAGGCUCGAGCGAUAACCAGCCUGGAGGAGAGGUGCGGCUCCCUGAAGAACACGAUCGAGCAGAUGAACCACUCGCUCGAGAAGGCCUCGAGCACCGAGACGGAGCUCAAGGCCGAGAUCAACGGCCUGCACAGGAACCUCAUCGAAGUAAACGCGCACUCGCAGAGCGACAGCGACAAGAUCAAGCAGCUGCAGAGGCAGUUGUCGGGGGUGGAGAGCGAGCGUCGGGUGCUGGCCGAGCGACUGGAGAGCCUCCAGCAGAGCUUGAACGAGCUGCGGCACGCGAACCAACUGAUGAGCGACCAGAACAGCCGGUUGCAGAGCGACGUGGCCAACAGCGAGAUAUUACGCUCGGGGCUCGAGUCGCAGCUGAGGCUGUCGAGUUGGCCGCGCGACGCUGCCCUACUCGACAACCGGGACGAGGAGCUGCUCAGGCAGUUGCAGACCGCCCAACGCGACCGCAACGAGCUCAAGGCCAAGGUCGACGCCCUCACUGACAAGGUGAAGGCGCUCGAGAAGGAUAAGCGCAGCCUGGAGCGGCAGAUGUCGACCGCGCGCUCGAGCAGCUUCCGUAGUAAGAGUUACGAGCGCCACCAGGAGAAGCCGCAAGCCGAGGCCAUCGGUAGUUACGAGCAACAGCUGGAGCAGGAGAACCGGGAACUGCGCGCCAGGAUCCGCAGACUCGAGUCCCAGUUGGUGGAGCGCGAGGCCGAGAUCGGCCGGCUUAGGUCCCAAAUCUCCCACUCGCACUCGACGCUAGACCGUAGCGGCGAACUCGAGCGCUACCGGGCCGCGCAGCUGCAGGCCGAGAAGCUGCUCGAGGCCAGGGAGCAGAGCCACCGCCAGCAGGUCAUCCGGCUCGAGAGCCAGAUCCACUCGCUGCGAGAUCAGCUGAACGAGGAAAUCAAACGCCGACAGCUCUACGUGCUCAGGAGUUCGCGGGCAGGUAGGGAGAUGCAGCAGCUGCGCCAGGCCCUGGGUGACUCGUUGCGGACGGUGGCGCAGGAGCCCUCGUUGGACGCGGUGUUGCUCGAGCACGAGGCUCGCAAGCUCGACUGCACGGUCAAGAGCAGCCAGCCCCUGAGCAGUUUGCCGGCUACCCUGGCCCUGCCACCACCGCCCUCGGACCACCACCGGCGCUCCCGCUCGCCCGCGCCGUCAUCUACCUCCUUCGUCAAUUGAGCGGGCGACGAGGAGACACUGCCUAUUACACCAACUGCCGUCGACUCUAUUAUGUCAUUGUAUCGCGUUCGGAGAUUUUUUUUCUUUUCCUUGUUUUUUAACAGAUUUUUUAGGUAAAUCGAGUAGCUGUAGGUGGAAAGUAUUUUAACGAUUGUUACCGUUUUAUAUACAAGAAUUAGAUGUAUGUUUAUCGUUGUUUUUUUGUUUUGUUGAGUUUCAUCGAUGUCAUCUCCGGUUUUUUACUAGUACACCCAAUGCACAUUUCUCUUGAUUGUCGUGAUGUGUACGUGAACGAGAAUCAUUGGAGUGCUGUUGAAUGCAUUGAUCGGAUCUUACCGAUUGAUGACGUAUAGUGCACGUAUAUGUUUAUCAAAUCAUAGGUAUUAUUAUAAUUAUAUAUUGCGCACAAUUGAUAAUACAAAGCAUCUACGACGUAGAAUUAUUUACUCCAUAUAUUACAAUUGGUUAUUGUUUUAUUAUAUCUCGAAUAAGUAUAUAUUUAUAUAAGUGAAGUAUUUAACUAAAAAGAAACAGUAGAAAAUAUAUGGUUAAUGAUGCAGUACUUUCUUUCUUUGGUCUCGUAGAAGAGACCAAAGUGGACAAAACGCGAUCACUACUCGCAGAGAAAGUAAAAAAUAUAUAAGUAGUAGAUUACAAGUAACGUAAUACAAGGUGAAGUGAAGAAAAAUGAUACCGCGCGUCCAUAAGAUUUCACGGUCUUUUGAAACCUUUGAAAUUAUUGUAAUUGCCGUCCAAUAAUGCCGAAAGCUCGACUUGCAUGAGAUGUGUAGAACUUACAGAAAACACGUUUAAUGAACUAGCCGCCGCCGUAUGCAAUGUAGCGGCUACCGUAUAUGUCAUAUAAAUACCCAAUAUGUAACCAUGAAGCAGUAAUGGAUUGUGUCAGUUCUCUUUUCAUUGAGAAUAUCUAGACAAACAGUCCAGCCGAUCGGCGUGAACUUGCAGAUUGCGGAUCAUGAAUUAUUUAUAAUCAUACAUAUAGUACCUACAGGUAGUCAAAUGACGAGGACGUUGUUACGUUGACGGUGAU
Messenger RNA from Copidosoma floridanum, 7162 nucleotides. It is a transcript of the gene Root, whose product is annotated as ciliary rootlet coiled-coil, rootletin. The record is from RefSeq and is a predicted model, not a curated record. NCBI's taxonomy places the organism in Eukaryota, Metazoa, Arthropoda, Insecta, Hymenoptera, Encyrtidae.